UUCAAUGUAAUUUAUUUGGAAUUGAAACUCAUUUGCAUCAUUAAAAAUUAAAUAUUCAUCCAUUUGGAAAUUGUGGAAAUUCUACUACUGAAGAUGUAAGAAGAACUUAUCAAUAUGAUUAUGAAGAUAUUUCACCAAUGAUAAUGAAGGAUUUAUUGUUUUCUUAACAAUAUUAUACAGAAUUUGAUUAAAAAUUAAAUAAUAAUCGAUGAUAAUUUUUUGCUAUUACUUCUUUUGUGCUUACAAUAAUUUUUCUCCAUUUUUUCCAUAGCUGUUAUUUACUCCAAUAUUUAGUCUUAAAAGCGUCUUAUUUUUUUUGUGCCGCAAUAUGAUUUUAAGAGCUAACAUUCGUUUUGUAUAAUCAUUAAAUUUAACACUUGUGUAUCAUAUGUUGAAAAUGGUCUUGACGAUAUUUGAAUCGACAGUGAAGAUUUAUAUUAGAGAUCUGAAGAAUUUGUUAACCACAGAGGGUAACGUCGAUACCAAAUCAAAAAAUUUGCGAGCGAAGUACUUAUGGAGACCAUUCCCAUGCCAUACCUGUGGAAAAUCUUACACCCGAAAAGAUACCCUUCGUCGUCAUCUACGUUAUGAAUGUGGAAAAAAUCCUCAAUACAUUUGCUACGUAUGCAAGAAAGGCUUCAAGCAGAAAUCCAAUUUUCAACGCCAUAACUUGAAUGUUCAUGGAUUUAGAUUAUAUUUUGAGGUCAGUAAAGUGAAACGUUCGGCCUUUUAGAAAAGGAUAACAUGUAUGUAGAAAUACAUGAGUACAGUCCAAUUUUGUCAUUCUAUGCAAGGAAGAAACGUCGGAUUUUACUCCCUCUCCGUGAGGAGUAAAAUCGAAGUUAAUUUUGGGGAUAUGACAAAAGUAUUUUUUUACAUAUUGAUAGUCUAGAGAGAAGAAUGAAGACUUUUUCAUCGAAUUUAUAUCUUUAAGCAAAAUAAAAAAAAACAAAAAAAAAGGUUUUAAGAAAAAAAUAUCUUCAAUAAUUCUUAAUGGUUUACAUACUUUUUUCUACUAUUAAUUUUAUGAGUUCAUGGGAUAUGAAUACAACUGUUUGACACUUCAAUAAAUACUCAUUAUUAUCAGAAAAAUCAUAUUUUUAUUGAAUUUUACAUUUUAUCAAUUCACGUUCAUUCUGUACAUAUUUUAUUUUUGUUGGAUAUGCAUUCGUUAUGUAUUAUAAAUAUAUAUUUAUCUAGUCACUGAAGAUCAACUUGAAGAUCAUCACUUGAAGAUCACGAUCACAUUUUGUAGCAGUAAGAAAAAACAUCUUUUGAAGAUUUGAUGACUACAAUCUGUAAUCGAAGCUA
Molecule: messenger RNA, 1311 nt
Organism: Chelonus insularis
Lineage: Eukaryota; Metazoa; Arthropoda; Insecta; Hymenoptera; Braconidae
Product: zinc finger protein 596-like
Exons: 3
Coding region: 389-733 (114 amino acids)
Biological process (GO): regulation of transcription by RNA polymerase II
Cellular component (GO): nucleus
Molecular function (GO): DNA-binding transcription factor activity, RNA polymerase II-specific
Source: RefSeq, a predicted model, not a curated record